AAGUAAUGGUCGACACGAAGUGUGGUUUGAUUUGGCGCUCAAAACAGUGGCUCUUAUUGUGACACAUCUUUGACUACAUUGUCAUCACUUGUCAACACAUCCAACACAUCCCAUACACAUCAAUGGCCGGUUCAUCACUAAUGAGGUCUCGUUUCGAGGAGUUUGUAUCGCUCGCUAACGAAUCGAUUGCCAUUCAAUUGGUCUCAAAUGAGGACCAAUUGGCCGAAGAGUCCCAAAAGUUACCCAAGAGUUCUCCCAAAGAGUUUAAUCCGGAAUUUAGUCACCAGUUGUUUGGCGACAAUGAGUCCAUAUUUGGUUAUCGAGACCUUAAAGUCAAACUGUAUUACUCUUCGGCAAAACUCAACUGUUUUUUGGGCAUUAAUUUCGCCGAAAAAGUGACAAAAGACGAGACAAAUGGCAUCGAAGCGGACGACGUCCUCAACACUAUCGCCAAGAAAUUAGAGAUCAAUUUUUGCCAAUCGAUGGAUGAGUUCCGCUCUUUGCUCUCAAAAGAGUCUCAAUUCAAACCAUACGGACAACUGAUGGACAGCUUUUCGAUUGACCACAAGACCGACGAGAAGGUGACGAAAAGGCAUUUCGAGAUAUACAGCGCCGACAUAUUGGUGCCCGGCUUUGACGCCUAUCACCAGCGAAUGCAGACCUUCUUGUGGUGGCUCAUCGACGCCGCCUCCUAUAUCGAUGUGGACGACGAGCGCUGGCAGUACUUCAUUCUCUACGAGAAGACAUCGGCCAACUCGUCGUCCCUAACCAAUGGCCACUCGGCGGCCGACGACAACUCCAUCUACUGUUUCGCCGGUUACGCCACUGUUUACCGCUAUUACGCUUAUCCGCAACGAAUACGUCCCCGAAUUUCUCAGUUUUUGAUUUUACCGCCGUUUCAAAAGUGCGGACUCGGGACCAAACUUUUGGACACUAUUUAUGGCUUUUACAUAAAGGAUAGCAAUGUGUACGACAUUACAGUCGAAGAUCCGUCGGAUAACUUCACUCGAGUUCGCGAUUUUGUGGAUUCAAAGAACUGCAAAACGUUGGACUCAUUUAGUGUGGAGAAACUGAAACUCGGAUGGAGUGAAGCGAUGGCCACCGAAGCGUUGACUCACCUCAAGAUCAACAAACGACAGGCGCGUCGAGUGUAUGAAAUACUUCGGUUUCGUUGUACCGAUCGUUCCGAUGCCGACCAAUACAAGUGCUAUCGUCUAGUAGUGAAGCAGAGGCUCAACGCUCCCAAUCAGAAGCAAAUACUCGACUAUAAGAAACUGGAAAAACUCAAGAAAUUUCCCGAACAGGAACUGGCGUUCAUUAAACAGACAACUAUUCCUGCACUCGAAGUGAGACUCGAUUUGUUGGACAAACAGUACAAAGAAUUAGAAGAAGAAUAUCAACAUAUAGUCGAAAGGCUGGCCGAGAGUUAAAGAAAUAGUUUUAGCACAAAUAAUGUAUUACUGCAUCCCAUUUGUCUUUUUGUAAAUUUCAUCAAUUUUUUUAUUAUUACUUUAUUAUUAUAGCUCUCAUAGAGACAUGUAUUUAAAUCAAUUCUUGCAUUUUGUGCAAAAAUCUGUUAAAAAUAACACAAUUAAAAGCAAAG
Messenger RNA from Medioppia subpectinata, 1603 nucleotides. The record is from the annotation of a GenBank genome assembly. Lineage: Eukaryota; Metazoa; Arthropoda; Arachnida; Sarcoptiformes; Oppiidae.